Nematolebias whitei (Rio pearlfish) is the source of this 372-nucleotide messenger RNA. RefSeq names its product follicle stimulating hormone subunit beta (gene fshb). The transcript is spliced from 2 exons. The coding region runs from base 10 to 372 and encodes 120 amino acids. The record is from RefSeq and is a predicted model, not a curated record. Gene Ontology annotation, cellular component: extracellular region; cytoplasm. Gene Ontology annotation, molecular function: hormone activity. Gene Ontology annotation, biological process: G protein-coupled receptor signaling pathway; ovulation. NCBI's taxonomy places the organism in Eukaryota, Metazoa, Chordata, Actinopteri, Cyprinodontiformes, Rivulidae.
CGCCGGAGGAUGCAGCUGGUUGUCAUGGCAGCGCUGCUGGUGCUGGCGGAGGUGGGGCAGGGCUGCAGAUUCAUCUGUCAUCUGAAAAACGUCAGCAUCCCCGUGGAGAGCUGCAACGCUGUCAAGUUCAUCCACACCACCAUAUGUGAAGGCCUGUGCUAUCAAGAGGACCCCAUCUACGACAACCAUGUGGACCCACCUGAACAGCACACCUGCAACGGGGACUGGUCCUAUGAGGUGAAACAUAUCGACGGGUGCCCGGUGGCCGUUACCUACCCUGUGGCCAGAAGCUGCCACUGUACUACCUGCAACACAGAAAACACAGAGUGUGAGCGCCUGCGGGCAGACAUUUGUUCAUCCGGCAUCUACUGA